Molecule: messenger RNA, 1819 nt
Organism: Actinia tenebrosa (Australian red waratah sea anemone)
Lineage: Eukaryota; Metazoa; Cnidaria; Anthozoa; Actiniaria; Actiniidae
Product: proton-coupled folate transporter
Biological process (GO): transmembrane transport
Cellular component (GO): membrane
Molecular function (GO): transmembrane transporter activity
Source: RefSeq, a predicted model, not a curated record
AAUCAAGUCAAAAUUACACAGGUAUCCCAUCGUGACUUUAUAUGGAAACAAAUAGCUACAACACAUAGGUAGCCCAAGCAGACAAAAACAUUGAAAAACUUGAACCAUAGGGUUCCCGUAUUGUCAAUAGAAUGGUCAGGCUCUGAUGAGCCUAACUGAACAAGUUUAAAAACAACGAGAUUGAAAGCAAACUUGUACGAACCAACAGUUUUACGUAAGAUACUGAUUCCAAGUACCAUCAUGCCUCCUCAACCAAGACUUACUUGGCGAACGUUUCUGACCGUAGAGCCUGUAAUCUUCCUAUAUGCAUACGGAUUAUUUAUGAGCAUGCCGACUUUCCAACAAUACGUCUACCACAGAAUAAGUGCUCAUAAAGGUUUCCCUUACGCUCCGACCAAGAAAUCUGGUUGUGCUGCUAAAGACAAUAUGAACUCGACACUCAAGAGCUUAGAGGAUGAGGUUCAGCUGUUGGCUUCUCGUUUUGACAUCGCCAAUGUCAUGUGUCUUUCUGUGCCAUCCAUCGUGAUGUCCCUACUUGUUGGUCCUUGGACAGACACUGGUGGUAGGAAACCAGGCUUGGCUUCUCCUGUCAUUGGAGCAUUCAUCGAAGCAUUGAACGCCAUCAUAGUGAUGUACACCAAUUGGCCAAUCUAUAUGCUGUUUAUUGGAUCAGUUGUCAAUGGUUGUUGUGGAUUCUUUACUAUCAUGACUCAGACUGCCAUGGCGUAUAUCGCUGAUACGACCCCUGAAACAAAAGUUGCUUUGCGAAUGGCUAUCAUGCAGCUAAUGAUCUUAAUUGGUGGCUUGGUCAGUCAAAUAACCAGUGGUCUAUGGAUCACGAGGUUUGGUUUCAUCCCUCCCUAUUGGUUCAUCUUAGCCUGUCAAUUUUCUGCAGCCAUGUACGUCAUUUUCAUUGUCCCAGAGUCCAAACCUAAAACUAGAAAAGAUCGAAUUCCCUUCUUCAGCCUGAGAAGCUUGAAAGUCAUCUGGUCAGUGUACAGGGACCCCAGACAUGGAUACAGACGAAGCUUGGUCUUACUGUUGAUUGGAGACGGGAUAGUUAGCUUAUCCACUAUGGGUCUAAGUGGAGUUAUCUUACUGUAUGUACUGAGAACUCCUCUUUGUUGGUCAGCAAAUGUACUUGGAGGAUUUAUGGCGUUUCGUUUUCUAACCCAAGGUCUUGGAGGUGUUAUUGGGAUUGGUUUGCUUAAACGAUGUUGCAGCGACCAGAACAUUGCAAGGAUAGGGCUCACAUCUGUGAUUGUCUCGCUCGUGCUUUUUGCAUUUGCAAACAAAACGUCAAUGGUUUUCUUGGUUCCCUUGGUGGGGUGUCUAAAUGGAGCCGUCUCUCCAGUCAUGAAAGGUAUGAUGUCUAAGAUCACAAGACCUGAUGAACGAGGUGCAACCUUUUCAGCCGUGGCUGCCAUUAGUACUCUUUGUAACUUCGUCGGUGCAUUCUUCUUCAACCCUAUAUACAUCCAAUCAUUGAGCUUUGGCUUUCCUGGUCUGGUGUUCCUCAUCAGUGCUGUUCUGGCCCUAUUUCCACUCAUCAGUAUGAGCUUCAUCAGAAACACCGAGUACUUCCCAGCUCCUACAUCAAGUGAAGCUGAAACCUCUGCGAUCGAUGAGGGAAAGAUGAUUGAGCUCAACGAAAACAACAUUGAAGAGGCUUCAGACGAUAUUGUAGCAAAGUCACCUGACGAGUUGGAAGUAAAGAAACCAAUACAAGAUUCUGAUAGUACGAGCAUUAGCACAAGCACAAAGUUGUAAUGGAACAACGUCAAUUUAGCAAUAAAACAUUUGACAUUCUUGCCAAAAA